Molecule: messenger RNA, 5133 nt
Organism: Nomia melanderi (Alkali bee)
Lineage: Eukaryota; Metazoa; Arthropoda; Insecta; Hymenoptera; Halictidae
Biological process (GO): extracellular matrix organization
Cellular component (GO): collagen type IX trimer
Molecular function (GO): extracellular matrix structural constituent conferring tensile strength
Source: RefSeq, a predicted model, not a curated record
AUCGCUAAUUACUGCAACAAUUCAAUCAACUCUUCUUAUCUUCAGAUGAAGCCGAGUUGUCUCUAGGAUCAGACACUGCCGGGUUUGGUCGUCGCGGUUCUUCAUGGGGCGGAAGGCCCUUCAACUGGCCACGACUUUCGUCGUGUUCCAGGUUCUCCUGCUGCAAGUACACUGUAUCAGGACCAAACUGAGAAAACAACGGUCCAGGCCGGUGCAAGCUCAACAACCUGCGAACGGGAAUUACGAUUACGAUUAUUACGAGAGUUACGAUGAGUAUGAAGACAGGAACGAAACGGUACCAAUGCCUUCACUCAUAACUACCCCAGCUAACACUGAUAGUACAGAUAGAGACGAGUCAUCCGCGGAGGGAUUGCGAUCCGUCUAUGGAUCAGCAUCUCCCACCGAUCUACCAACCCCAACAACAACUCGAUUUUUUCAUCCAGAAUUGUCUGAUGUCAUAAGUGCAACUUCAGAAAGAGAUAAUCCGCCACCGACGGAAAUCGUGCCUGGUGAAAGUAAUGUAGUAAAUUCGGUUGCCAUGCCUGGACCGAGGGGUGAACCUGGUCGACCAGGUGACAUUGGCCGUCCAGGCGAUGCUGGAUUUCCUGGACAACCAGGGACACCAGGAGUGCCAGGACCUCCGGGACCACCAGGCUCCGUACCUGAUGUAUCGAUGUACUAUCAACAAUUGGCUUUGUCCCAAGCAAAUCAAGAUAAAGGUCCAACAGGAGCUGCAGCACCGCUGUAUGGUCCAGAAGCUUAUCUACAAACUCAAGUUGGUCCCGUCGGUCCCCGUGGUCCAGCGGGCCCGCCGGGUCCAUCUGGACCACAAGGCUUUCAAGGUGUACGUGGUGAACCUGGAGAACCUGGACCUGUCGGUCCUCCAGGUGCACCAGGUCCUCGAGGAUUACCUGGCUUGUCUGGAAAAGAUGGCAAUACUGGUGAAGACGGAGAACCGGGUCCCCCGGGAUCAGCUGGCCCAGUUGGUCCGAGAGGUCUCCCAGGGAUGCCUGGACUUCCUGGAGCUAAAGGACAUCGUGGAUUUCCUGGACUAGACGGAGCAAAAGGAGAACAGGGUGUGUCAGGAGAAAAGGGAUCUCUAGGUGCACCUGGUCCUAUGGGUCCGAUGGGUCCAACGGGUCCCGCGGGUCCACGUGGUGAACGAGGCAGAGAAGGCCCAUCAGGACCACCAGGAAUUAGAGGAGUAGACGGAAUUCCUGGGCCUCCUGGACAACCUGGUGCGGUAGGUAAGUCAGGUCCACCCGGUUAUCCAGGUAGUCCUGGUAUGAAAGGAGAUCAAGGAGCUCAAGGACCGAAAGGAAGUCAAGGGUUACAAGGCCCGCGAGGGGAAACCGGUCGUCCAGGACAGCCUGGCGAAUCAGGACCACAAGGGCCACAGGGGAAAGAUGGUAUACCUGGAGAUAAAGGAAGUGUUGGAUCGCCUGGUUUGGUCGGCACGCCAGGUUUCCCGGGAGCUCGAGGACAACCAGGAAUACCUGGCAAUCCUGGUACGCCUGGAAUGAAAGGAAUGCCGGGACUUUCGGGUGAAAGAGGAUUCAAGGGUGACAGUGGAUCUAAAGGUGAUUCAGGUACACCAGGGCCACGUGGUUUGCCUGGUCCUCCUGGAAACGAAGGAAAAAGAGGGAAACGAGGAAUGCGUGGUCCAAGUGGUGCAUCGGGUCCCCCUGGAGAACGUGGCAGUCCUGGAGCACCUGGCCUUUCUGGACCAGAUGGACCUAUGGGACCUAAAGGUCAAUCUGGAGAUCGCGGGAUGUCUGGUUUACCAGGACCUAAAGGUAGUACAGGAGAUCCCGGUCGUCCGGGACCAGCCGGAUUACAGGGAACUCGUGGGAUCAUGGGCCGUCCUGGUGCCCCAGGGAAGCCUGGGAAUCCAGGGGAUAGAGGAAUUCAAGGUGCUGAUGGAAGACCUGGUGAACAAGGCCCAACUGGUAUACAAGGUUUACCUGGACCAAUAGGUCUGCCAGGAGAGAAAGGAUACCCGGGUGAAGCAGGCAAAGCCGGAGAACCAGGAAAUCCUGGACCACCUGGUCCUAGAGGCGAUACAGGAAAGGAAGGAGCACCUGGUCCACAAGGUUCACCUGGUCCAUCAGGAGCAGAUGGUGAACGAGGUCCUCCUGGUGUACCUGGUGCUAGAGGUUUCCAGGGUUUUCCAGGUGCGAUUGGUAACCCAGGUACACCAGGCAAGGAUGGAGAACCGGGUGUACAAGGACCGCCAGGUCUAAUUGGUAUACCUGGUAACAGAGGUGAGCGCGGAUUUCCGGGGGAAAGAGGGCAAGCAGGUGUGCCAGGACCUGUAGGACCAAAAGGUGAACGAGGAUCACAAGGACUUGAUGGACCUCCUGGAUCACCAGGUGAAAAGGGAGAUAGAGGAACCCCUGGUCCGUCUGGACUUUUAGGUUUGCCGGGAUUGCGGGGCGUUCCUGGAGAAUCAGGCCCAAAAGGAGAAAGAGGAUCCAUUGGCCCAUCCGGUCCCGAGGGACCAUCAGGACGCAUUGGAGAACGUGGACCACAAGGUUUAGUUGGCCCACCAGGCCCCCCAGGUGAACCAGCUGAACGAGGAGAUCCUGGUUUACCUGGUUCUCCAGGAGAAGUUGGAGCUCCUGGUAGCCCAGGGGAAAGAGGACCACAAGGUUUGCAAGGAUCUCAAGGAUUUCCAGGACCACAAGGACUUGUUGGUUUACCGGGAUUAAAAGGUGAUCGAGGUUAUCCGGGUUUAAAAGGAGAUCAAGGAAAUUCAGGUCUUCCAGGAACUCCUGGUGAAAUGGGACCACCCGGCUUAAUUGGACUGACGGGAGCUAAAGGAGUGAGAGGUGAACCAGGUCUUCGAGGAGAACCUGGCAUUAUGGGACCACCUGGGAUACCAGGAGUAGUUGGAGCAGCUGGACCACCAGGUGCAGUUGGACCACUAGGUCCUCCUGGACUACCAGGUAAUAAGGGUACUGCUGGAGAAACAGGACGACCUGGAAGUCCUGGUCCAAUUGGAAUCCCCGGUUUACCCGGAGCAGACGGAAACAAAGGCGAAAGUGGAUCUCAAGGACCACCAGGUUCACCUGGACCUCAAGGACCUCAAGGUACACCUGGUGAAAGAGGUACACCAGGAUUACCAGGACCUUCUGGACCAGUAGGUGCUAGAGGAUUACGAGGUGCAACUGGUGAAUCUGGAAUACCCGGAAAACCAGGAGCAGAAGGUCCACCAGGACCUCCUGGUUUAAUAGGACCAAUCGGCCCAGCAGGACCUCCCGGAGAAAUUGGAGUAGAAGGACCUACUGGUAAACCAGGACCUCCUGGAAUAUCUGGUCGUCCUGGAGAUAAAGGACCACCUGGAAUUGUUGGACCACAGGGAUUACCUGGUCCUGCAGGUUUACCGGGACCUCCUGGCCAAGCAGGACCACCAGGGGCAGUUGGAGAAAGAGGUUCAAAAGGAGAAGCUGGUCCGCAGGGUGUAGAAGGACAACAAGGACCUAGAGGAAAACCUGGACCUAUAGGAUUAGAAGGUCCGAAAGGUGAUCGCGGAGAGGAAGGCUUGAAAGGUGCCAAAGGACAUAGAGGGUUUACAGGUUUGCAAGGUUUACCUGGAUCCGUUGGUCCACCAGGAGAGAAAGGUAUUCCCGGACCACCUGGACUACCUGGUAAAGAUGGAGAACCUGGAAUCAGGGGUAGUCCUGGUAGAGAUGGUAGUCCUGGACCAAUUGGAUUAACGGGUAAUCCUGGAUCAAAGGGACCUUCUGGUGAUGAAGGUCGUCAUGGACUACCAGGUCCGCCUGGUCCUCCAGGACCUCCAGGUCCACCUGGUGAACUUGGAUUAGGGUACGAUGCUGCUUCGUUAGCUGCACUUUUAGGGCAAGGUCAAACUAAAGGUCCGGACCCACUGAUUGGUGAUGAACCUCCUAGGAUAUUUACUCAAGAAAUGUCAGAAGAAGAAAGACGAGAAUUUAUAUUAAAAGCAUACAAACAAUUGACCUUAUCUUUCAAAAAAUAUAUAAAACCAGAUGGUGACAAAAAUUCGCCUGCGAAAACAUGUAGGGACCUUUACGUUGCUUAUCCCGACAAGCCUUCUGGAGAGUAUUGGAUAGAUCCAAAUGAAGGUGAUUCUAGGGAUGCUAUUUUAGUAUAUUGUGAUGCUAAAAAACGUGCGACAUGCUUGUUACCAAAUCCAGUACGUUCACCAGAAAUGAAAUACAUUACUGAUCAACAAGAAACUUGGUUAAGUGAAAUUGAGAAUGGAAUGAAGAUUACUUAUAAAUCAGAUAGCAAUCAAGUUGGCUUCCUACAAUUGUUAUCAAAGAACGCUUAUCAAAAUAUAACAUAUAAUUGUAAAAAUAGUGUGGCAUAUUUUGAUUCUGAAAGAAAAACAUACAGAAAAGGUAUGAAACUAUUGACAUGGAAUGAUGUUGAAUUAACACCACGUGGAAAUCAACGUCUUAGAUAUGAAAUGAUAAAAGAUGAGUGUCAGUUACGUGGUGCAGAAUGGGGCAAAACUAUAAUCUCAUAUGAAACUGACAAACCUGUAAGAUUGCCUAUAAUAGAUAUUGCUCUACGAGACAUUGGAAAACCAGAUCAAAGUUUUUACAUAGAAAUUGGCGCUGUUUGUUAUGAAUAAAUGCAUCCUUCAGCAUACAUGGCUAUCAUACUAUAUGGCAUAAAAGUAUCUGUACUUUGGCAUUUUUAAUCAUUUCUUUGAAUAAUUUCAUAGAUACUGCUCAAAACAUUUAGGACUUUAAAUUUAGCUCAUAUGGUCUAUUAGCAUUAAAAUUGCAAACAGACAUUACUAUAUAUUAAUUUAUAUGUAAAGUUCUGUGUUUUGAGUAACAUUAUAAAAUAAAUGGUAAAAUAGUAUUAUUUCUAAUUCUUAAAGUAAUUGUUUUAUUGUAAUCAUACAACAGUGUAAGGCAUUUGCGACGUAUUUAUCACAUUUUAUACGUUAAGAUUAGUAUGCUAUUAUUUUCUUGCAUACUUGGAGGUGAUUUUAUAAAAUAAUACAUCCUAAAUGUAAAUGUAAGAAACAUUAUAUGUAGUGUAUAUGUACUUAUAGAAUUUUGUAAAUCCUAGUAAUAUUAAGAAUAAUAAUUUGAUUUAUAAUUACAAAAUUAAUUUAUAAAAAUUAAAUUUAAA